Molecule: messenger RNA, 3021 nt
Organism: Aethina tumida (small hive beetle)
Lineage: Eukaryota; Metazoa; Arthropoda; Insecta; Coleoptera; Nitidulidae
Gene: scny
Product: ubiquitin carboxyl-terminal hydrolase 36
Exons: 8
Coding region: 252-2675 (807 amino acids)
Biological process (GO): protein deubiquitination; regulation of apoptotic process
Cellular component (GO): cytosol; nucleus
Molecular function (GO): cysteine-type endopeptidase activity; cysteine-type deubiquitinase activity
Source: RefSeq, a predicted model, not a curated record
UUGACAUCGGUAGGAGCCAGUAAGGUUGAGCCCGUGUUUCCCAUUGAAUUUAUGUUGUGUUCGGUAUUUUAUAUUUCUAAUAGUUUCGAUUGUGUUUGAAUUGGUGGCGGUCGAAAACUAAGAUUUAAUUGCAGAUAUGCUAGUGGUCAGACUGAAAUUAGUAAGAUAGCAUAAUUAAGCAACAAACAAUACGGUAAGGCGAGCACACAACGCGGGGUUUCUGUUGUCUCUGCACGUGUGAGUUUAUAGGGAUGCCGGCUUCUACUUUGGAUCCCGUUAGUGCGGCCCUCCGCACAUCAUUAACGAAAAGCGAAAGUGAAAACUCAUUGGAUUCGCAAUUAGCGGGAUCCACAAAAAAGGCGCUAUUAUCGGACAUUGAUUUUGAUUCCGCAGGUAGCUAUCAGACUACCGUUCUUGACAAAUUAAAGUCGAAAUAUAUUGUUUUAAAGAGCACAGACACACCAAAAGCAAGUAAACCUGAGGAAGAUAUGGGAGCAGAUGAAACUUUGAAAUUGGCAAAGCAUGAACUGUACCCAUUGGAAGCUGUGCAAUUGGGUUGGAAUAAUUGUGACUGGUCUGUUGGUGCAGGAAUGGUUAAUAUGGGCAAUACUUGUUAUUUAAAUUCAACACUGCAAGCACUAUUUCAUGUUCCCGCACUUGUUAAUUGGUUGAUGUCAGAUAAAGAGCACUCAUCUAUUUGCCAAAAUUCUGGGACUGUGUGCAUCAUUUGUGCAAUGAGAAAAACAUUGCAAGAGUCUCAGCAGCGUAAUGCUACCACAAUCCGUCCAAUGUUAAUUUAUAAUAAAUUAAGAAUGGUGUGUAGAAAUUUAAUACCAGGAAGGCAAGAAGAUGCACAUGAGUUUCUACGUUAUUUAGUUGAAGCCAUGGAAAAAUCAUAUUUAAGUCGUUUCAAAAACAAUAGUGAAUUUGAUUCAAAGACUAAAGAGACAACUCCCUUAAAUCAAAUUCUGGGAGGAUAUUUAAGAUCGGCUGUGAGGUGUUUAAAAUGUGGACAUGUUAGUACUACAUUCCAACAUUUUCAAGAUCUGCUACUAGACAUUAGGAAAGCACAAACAGUUGACGAAGCUCUUGAGUCGUAUUUCUCAAGAGAAAAAUUAGAUGAUGAGUCUUAUCAAUGUGAAGCUUGUCAGAAGAAGGUACCUGCAACGAAACAGUUUUCUCUUGAAAGGGCACCUAUGGUAUUAUGUAUACAGUUAAAAAGAUUCUCAGUUAGCAACAACAAAAUUUCAAAACAUGUAACAUUUAGAAAUAGGCUAGAUUUGACAAAAUUCGCAAGGCACCGUCCCAAUGUUCCCUUGAUAUACAGAUUCGUUGCCUUAGUCACACAUAUGGGUCCUAAUGUUAGUUGUGGACACUACACAGCAGUAGCCCAAGCACCUUCUGGUAAUUUUUACCAGUUUGAUGACAGUAUGGUUCGACCCAUAUCACACCAAGCAGUGUUCAAUACAAACGCGUAUAUUAUGCUUUACGAGCUGGAAUCGUCACCGUACUCCCAGAAAACGACGUUGACCGCCUCAGCGGCCCCAGUCAAAACGAAACCGGUUGCCGACUUUAGUCAGGCCUCGAGCAGUAGCACCAACACCGCUGGUUUAACGUCAAAGGCCUCCACAAACGGCGUUGGCUACACAAGUAAUAAGGUGUAUGGUCCUGAACUGCCUCCAAAUAGGCUCAUUGUCAAAACAAACGGUCUCGUCUCAUCGAGCAUGGUAAACGGGAAUGGCAAGAAACACAAUAGUUCCUCAGGUAGUGAUAGUGAUUCAGAAGACGGCGGGUCUGUGAUAAAACGUAGCAACGGCGGCAGCCCUCAGAAGGAAAACGCUAGAGUGAGCUCGACACCCGUAACGCCUCGCAAGGAAGCGGACAGCAGCAGCGGUGCGCCGUCGGCUUCCAAUAAGACACCUUUAGCCUCCAUCUCGAAUAACCGAUCCGUCGGUACGGUUGCUUCGACGCCAAAUUCGCGUAUAACCACCAGUGCGGCGAGCCCCAUCAGUGCGGACUCUCCCAGUAAAAAGACGAUUAAUAAAGACGGGUCGUCAUCCUCUUCUACAUCCAGUCCCGGACAGAUGACCAAGUCGCUGGUGCCGUACGAUGCAGACGAUACCAGCAACUCGGAAGACUCGAACCUAUCGAAGGAGGACAUUGAGAUAAGGGUGUGUACAGCCACUAACUCCACAGAGGGUGAUUGGCAGGUAACUUCUUCGACGGACCUGGCCCCAGCCACAUCUGACGGUAAACGAUGGGAACGCGAAUCAUCAACGAAUAAUUCCAAUAGUACAGCCGGAAGCAGUAACAGCAGUAGCAAUACUGUGAGCGAACUGUUCAAAAUGUCUCACAGUGGAUACUCUGCCCCCGUGGCUACUUGGAAUGGCACUCGAUCAGCCCUCGACAAAGAGGUGAGCAAUGAACGGCGGGAAGAAAGGAAACGUACCUUGACGCCCGACAGUUCAGACCAAGGACGCGUCAAACAUCCUAAGGUGUCGUCGAGCUUCAAAUCGAAUCCCGGUUACAAUCCAAUUCAAGAGUUCCACAACGCGAAGAAUUGGAGCCAGAAUAAUGGUUCAUCCAAUCACUAUAAGUCAUUUUAUAAUGGUAGACAUCGUCGAAAUUUUCACCACAAGAACAAUUAUCAUAAAAGUUAUAGAUUUCGACAGUGAUAAGACAUUUUGAAAUAUUUUUUAUAUAGCAAAAAUUCUUUGUAUAAUGUGUACAUUUUUUGGUCUAAUUAAUUGAAUUAUGGACUAUUGUCUUAUAUUUAUGUUUUUAAAACCAAAUUCCUAAUUUCAUUAAAUAUUAAGUUAAAAUACAUUUUAAAAUUAGUGUUAGAUUAUUUUAAAGAAAAAUGUAUUAGGAAAUGGUAAAUUAUUUAUUACAUAUUUUUGACAUUUGUCUAUAUGCAUUUAAAAUUAUGCCCUGUCUGUAAUAUAUUUUUUAUUCUUCAAUAUGCGUUGUACAGAAAAAAUACGUAUAAAGAAUACACUUUUACCUUAUUAUUAAAAUAAA